Molecule: messenger RNA, 5582 nt
Organism: Lytechinus pictus (painted urchin)
Lineage: Eukaryota; Metazoa; Echinodermata; Echinoidea; Temnopleuroida; Toxopneustidae
Product: alpha-N-acetyl-neuraminyl-2,3-beta-galactosyl-1,3-N-acetyl-galactosaminide alpha-2,6-sialyltransferase-like
Exons: 6
Coding region: 168-1373 (401 amino acids)
Biological process (GO): ganglioside biosynthetic process
Molecular function (GO): alpha-N-acetylgalactosaminide alpha-2,6-sialyltransferase activity
Source: RefSeq, a predicted model, not a curated record
AACGAGAAGGCAAUUAAGAUUGAGAAGAUAUAGAUCGGCGAUUUAUCUGCAGCGCAGAUGAAUGACUUGAGAUGAUAUGAGUGUAUUUUUCUCAGUCUAGUCACAGAUUUUACAACUACAGGCCAAACGUGGAUGUGACAUUUUCGAGCCUGGUAACCAGAGAUAGUAUGUCUGCAAGUAAAACAUGUUAUUCUUUAGCUGAUAACAACGGUUCUUCUAUGAUGGACCAUCAUUCAAGAUGUUUCCUGGGCAAGCGAUCAGCCGUCAUCUUCCUAGUCAUCUACACCAUCCUCAUGGGAUUCAUGUUCCUGUCCUAUCUCUAUACAUCAUCGGACGGCAGAACGAGCAGCGCCACCCAUCUUUCCGGCAAGGAUGUCAUCGUUAUCAAGAAGAGUGCCGCUAGAACGUAUUCAGAUGUAGCAGGUUCAGACGUAGUAGACACAGAUGGCAGGAUACAUCUGGGCAUGAAUUUUCUUCCAAAACCAGGGGUUCCAUCCCCGGUUCAGACUCAUUUUAAAUCGCUCCGAACAGGACAGCCAAUUAAGGACAAAUGCAAAAAAUGUGCAGUAAUCUCCAGCUCAGGACACAUGCUUGGAAGCAAGCGAGGGAGAGAGAUUGAUUCGAUGCCCUGCGUGAUACGCAUGAACAAUUCCCCAGUCGAGGGGUUCGAGGAGGACGUAGGUGCAAGGACUACAUUGCGCAUUGUGUGCCAUAUGUCGACCGAGCCGGUCAAUGCCGACUCGGCAAGCCUCCUCAAUCCGUCCAACAAGCAGAGUCGGCCAGAGAAGAUAGUUUUCUUUGGCCUCAAUGAGCCCAACCACAGGUGGGCAUUGGAGAAAGCGGAAAUCAUGGUCAAGAACUACCCGGAGGUGGAUUUUUAUUCUUUGGACGAAGUGGGAGAGCUGGAGUUUGAUCUGAUCUUUCAGAACGAGACAGGCAAAAAUAAAUAUGAUACCAACACUUGGUUAUCAACGGGUUGGUAUACCAUCCUCCUAGCUCUGAACAUGUGUGAAGAGGUCCAUAUGUAUGGCAUGGUCAAUGAGAACUAUUGCGAGAGAAACAUAGAUUCCAAAAUCCGCUACCACUACUUCCAGACCUGGGACAACCCCACAGAAUGCGACUACUACAAGAGCCAUGAGGACACCCGCUACCUGGGCGGCCAUCGGUUCAUCACAGAGAAGGCCAUCUUCAGCCGCUGGGGAGCCAUGUUCAACCUGACCUUCCACCAGCCAGACUGGGAGCCUCCGAAACUAGUCGAUGUCCUCAACAAGCCCCUCAAGACACCCUUUGUCUCGAGGAACGAGGAGGACAAGAGUGCAGUUGGAAAGCUCUUUGACCAUUUUGCAAAGUGGGCUUUUGGAAGUUUGAUGUGAAAGAAACCAACUCUCCUUGGAGUACUUGUAGUCUUUAGACAAGCUGGUGCUCUGUGUAUUUGGGGUUUAACGCUGAUGUGCAGUUGUGAUAUCGGCCCCAGUAGUGUCCUUUGUUGAGAUUGGUCUGAACGCUUUCCAGACACUUUUGGAGACCUCUCUCAAAGUCUAUCAUUUACCAUCCCCUUUACUCCCACUUUUUCUUUGUUUCUCUUCCGCUCUCUCUCUCUCUCUCUCUCUCUUCCUCUAUCUGUUACUCGCUCUUCCAAAUUUCUGAUCACAAGAACUUUGAUUUCAGUUUCUGGUACACAUGUUAUUUAAUAAGAAACUUACCAGUGGAUUUUUAACAUAUUAGUUUUGUUACGAAUCGGGGAGUGAAAAAAAAACUUUAGAUAUAAAACCUGAUUAAAAGUUACCAUAGGACAGCCAUUGAAAAUGGGAAGUACAUGUAGUUGUACCCUUUAUGCAUUUGAGUUUUAUCACUGCCAAAUAGAUUUAAUUUCAAUUUUUCUUUGCUUGCUCUCUUAAAAUGAUAAAUUCACCUAUGCAUCAUGGAGUGUACCAUUUGGGGCAUGUAUUAUGAAUAAUAAUGAUAGCAUAUAUGUGACAUACCGUCAACUCCUUAAUCAAUCGGUUCAUUCUUAUCAGAUAUUAGUUUAAGUACAAUAUCGACCUUUAUCUUAAGAUAUUGACCUUUAUCUGUGUAGAGAUAGUGUCUCAGAGUGGAUUAAUUAGGAUCAUUUUGAAAUUUUAAAGUGAUUCCUGGCAAUUAGCAAAUCAUUUGCCACAAAAAAGAGCCUGGUUUGUCAAAAGGUACAAAAGUCCUUUGCAUUUGCAAGAGAGGAAUAGAAAUUGUAAAGUCAGUUGCAGUCAGACCCCUUGACCACCUGUCUUGACCAUCUACAUGUAUAUCAAGCAACAAACUUUUUGAUUAUCCCUUUUGACCGCAGUUUAUCACUUUACAUGUACAACCUCAUCCAUGACCAUCUUGAACCAUUUACAAACAAUUUGACCACCUUUCUGACAACUGUUGAUACUCCUAUCUUGACCAUCCAUAACCGACCUCAUCUCACCUCUAUGAAGGUCAGCUGUAUGUACUGAGGGUUUUCUUUUUUAUCUUAAUAAUAUAGUAAUAUAGGGUAUUUAUAUUGCGCACAUAUCCACCUUGUUAGGUGCUCAAGGCGCUCCUAUAUUACCCGGCUAAGCUAGGCGUUCAUAGCGCACACAGCUUUUUAAGGAAUUACUUCCUACCGGUACCCAUUUACCUCACCUGGGUUGAGUGCAGCACACUGUGGAUCAGUUUCUUGCUGAAGGAAAUUACGCCAUGGCUGGGAUUCGAACCCACGACCCUCUGUUUCAAAGUCCGAAGACUAAUCCACUGGGCCACAACGCUCCACCUUAAAAAGAAGAUACCUUUGAAUUAAGCUGCCUACUUUCAUAAUCAUAACAUUUUUCAUUUUACAGGGGUGGCCUUCAUUGGAGUACAUCAAUAAUUAGCAAACAGGGUUCUUUCUAAAAGAAAUUAUAUUUUUAGCUAUGAAUGUCAACCAAAGUACUUUAAAUAUAUCUGCAGAGUACUACGUGUUCUCAUAGUGUAUACAUGUAUAAUGCGGUAUUGAUGGGUUUUAUAGUUGAGUGUUGAAAUUGAACAACUAUGUACAUGUACAAACGCUUUAACAUACACGUACAUGUAACCUGAAAUAUGGGUUUCAGUUGAUAUUUAAAAAUGAACAUUUUAAAGACAUGCAAUUUGUUGUCAUAUCUGGAUGCCAAAUAUUUUAUUUGUAUUUUGAUCGGGUUCUGUGUGUAUAUGUCACUUGUACAAUAUUCAUGUAAAUAUACAAUGCGAUAUUGCAAUGCACUGUAAUAAUCACUGUUUGAUGUAUAUGGAGGUUAAUAUGUUAUUUAUCGGAGAUAUUGAAGUGAUUUUAUACCAUUUGCCAUGCAAUUGUUUAAUUUCCAUCAUAAGAGUGAGAAGGGCGAUUCCAUACGUGUCGUAUGGGACAUUUCGACAACAAUUUCUAGUCUCUUAGCUGCAUGCUUGAGCAAUAGAACUUCAUUUUUAGUCGAUGAUAAAGUUACAGUGGGUAGUGACGUGAAAAAAAUGUUUGAUUUUAGGCGAAUUAUGGGUAAAAUGUUGUGUGUUGUACUGGAUUCAGAAAUGUCCUGUACGACACAUUUUCACCUCUAACUCACCCAUGGACAACAUUAUUUUGUUGGUUGUCAUUUUUUUACAUUACUACCCCAUAGUACUUUAGUAUUACCACAAAACAAAUUGAAUUUUUUUGUUUGUUGGACAGCGGGUGUUGGGAAAAUUGCUGAUUUUUCUAGCAUGGAAUCGCCCAGAAAUUGAUCAGGCAAUCCGGGCCCUGUCUUACAAAGAGUUGCAAUUAAUUCAUAUCAGACUGAAAUAGCGAUUGGUCUAGAUAUACGUGGUUAAGAGAUAAUAGGGAAUUUGAGAUCAAUCACAAUUUGAAUCAGUUGCAACUCUAUUGUAAGACAGGGCCCAUGUAUAGGCUCAAAGUAUACUUAUUGCAGGCAUAUGACUGACAAGGAAAAUUACCAUCAUCACUAAUUCAAAAAUAAUUACUAUUUAAAAAUCAUUACUACUUGAAAAAAAAUUGAAAAAAGUAUACUCUUUACAGGUAUAGCACGGACAAGGAAAAUUUGUCAUCAUUACUAAGAUUUCUUUCUUCAGGUAUAAAAGAAAGUAUUCAUUUUUCAAACAAACUGAACAAGUGAAAUUAGUCACCCAUGAAGGGGUGACAGAGUAGCAUUCAUCAAACACUGAAAUUAUGUGGUUGUAAAUUAUAAUUUGACAUGCAAACUUAAAUAAUAUAAUUGUGUCAUAACUACAUUUAUUAUCUUUUUUUUUAUUUGAGAUGGAUGAUAAUGAACAUCUGUCAUCUGAUCAGAAAUGCUUGUUUCCUUCUUCUGAUGUUCAUGCUUUUGUGAUUUUUUUUUUCAAGGUUGCCACUUUAGAGAAAAAAAUAAAUAUACAAUACCAGAAUAUAUUCUAGUAUUCAGGGAUGCCACAGUUCUGACUUUUUUUACAUAAAAAAUAUAAUGAAUAUAUGUAUUUUUUGAUAUUUUUUCCCCCAGAAAGUUGGAACUCUCUGUUAAACCCAUUACAAGGGCAUAUAUGAUUUGCAUUUUGUAGUAAAGAAGUGUUGCAAGUGCCCCAGAAUGCCAGGAAUUUUACACUUGAGUUAAAUGUUACCCCAAAAGGAAUCUCAAGGUGACUCUGACCCCUUUAGCCCAGCUAGAACGCUGCUCAGACCCCCAUGUAUGGGAGGGGGGGGGGGGGGUUGAAGGGGAAUCCAACCUUGGUCAUAAAAUGUGUGGGAAAGGAGAAAAACAAGUAAAACAGAAUGGUGAAAGUUUGAAAGAAAUUGGACAGGUAAUAAGAAAGUUAUGGCUGCUUUAUAAUUGAAAGACCUAUAAAGACUAUACAAAUUUCAAAUUGGCAACUGGGUAAGUAAAUUAUGACAAGGGGCGAGGACAACUUUCCCAUAGGCCAUGUACUUAAUUAUCAGGGAUUUGUAGUUUCCUCCCAAGUACCUAUUCCCCUGUUUUAUAUCCUCAUGGAAGAAAAGUACAAUGUUAAGUAAAACUUUUGAAAAUCUUACAUUUUAGCCAUUAUUUGUAUUGGAGUACAUAGAAGAGUUGUCCUUUUUUUUAUCUUUGCACUUUUUAUUCAUCACAAGAAACAAUAAAAAUAUACGAAACAUGUGUUGCAUGUCAAUUAAUCAGAAUAUUGAUAAACUGUCUUAUAUAAAAAAAAUUGUAAAUAAAUUAUGUUCUCAAAAUAAUUUAAUUUGUACCCCAACCCUUCUGACAAGAUGAUCCAUAGACCAUAGAAGAGUAGUCCUUGCCAUACAUCACUGUGUCAUCACAAAUGUGGCCAAUUUGAAGUCUCCAUCAGUAUAAACAUUACCAACUUUUAAAAAUUCAUAACUUUCUUGUUUGUCCGAUAUUGUUCACACUUUCACCUAUCAAAUUGUCUGAUUUAUCUUUUUUCUCUCAAAACAAUUAUUUAUUUGGACUGGAUUCCCCUUUAAAGGAGACCUAGUGGUUUCCCUGUCUAUUGAAAACACAUUUUCGCUUACAAAAUCAAUAUGACUUUGCUACUUUUUAGCAUCUAUUUGAAGUGGCAUUCUAGUUUAUUUUAUUAUUUCAUCCAGAAUUUGCUGUUUAUUAUUAAAGUGUGAU